GAGAGACAGAAGUUAACUAAUGGAUGUGGAGAACUGGGACGACUGAGGAAGUCGGAUGACACGGGACUGAACGAUGGCAUUCCCCCAUUGAUGAACCUCCCACCAGAUUCCACAGCUUACACACGAAUUAAAUUCAAAAAUUAAUGGAGUUCGAUUUAGAAAAUCCAAUGACGCACUUCGAGGAACACCAACCAGACACCAUUCCUGCUCUGUUCGCCACCGAAUCAGAUCACAUGCCCUUUGGAGCCCAUGACUUCUUUCUCUCGCACCGUCCACAAGCAAUCUCUCUCAUUCUACAGGUUCAAUUCUCUUGCAACUUGGACCCCUGCAUCUCCUAUCUUGCUCUGACCUACGUGGAUCGAUUCAUCUCCAAGCAAGAAAUCUUACUGGAAGAUAAGCCAUGGAUUCUGAAACUGCUGGUGAUCUCUAGCCUCUCUCUGGCUGCAAAAAUGAAGAACACUAAUCUCUCCCUCUCCGAUUUUCAGAGAGAGGAAGGUCUCAUCUUUGAUACCCAAACGAUUCAGCGCACAGAGCUUCUCAUUCUCAGCACUCUGAACUGGAGAAUGCGCUCCAUAACGCCUUUCUCCUUCCUCAGUUUCUUCAUUUCGUUAUUCAAACUCAAAGACCCUCCAUUGAUGCAAGCCCUCAAAGCUCGAGCUACUCAGAUCAUCUUCAGAGCUCAUCACGAAAUGAAGCUUUUAGAGUUCAAGCCAUCCAUAAUUGCAGCAUCUGCUCUUCUCUCUGCGGCCUACGAGCUAUUCCCAUUGCAGUUCCCCUGUUUUCAAAACAGUCUAGCUGCUUGCGAAUUUGUAAAUAAAGAGAGGCUUUUGGGUUGUUUGGGCGCCAUGCAGGGGAUGGCGGAGAUGGACGGCUGCGAUGAAUCCACGUUGGACACGGUGUCAAACGCGAAGACCCCGGUCAGCGUAUUGGACGGCCAGUACUGCGGGAAAUCGGAGAGCGAGAGCACGGUGAUGCAGGGGAGGGAAAUCAAACGGCGGAGGGUUGGUCAUCUUUUGCAGCGAUGAUGCGUAUCAGAUUUCGCAGAUUCGGCAGUGGCGACGGAGGUACUAAAACAGUAAAACGACGUCGCAUCGGCUGCAUGGACCGGUCAAUCUUUCUCCUACGAUUAUCUAAAGAAAUGAGGGAUCAAGCGGCUCUGAUUUGAUAGAGAAGAAAUGGACGGCUCACAGUAAUCACUGCUCCCCAAUUUCCUAGAAAACUCUUCCUCACCUUUCCUCCCUUCAAAACGACAGAGAAAAAAAAAUUUAAAUUAAAGUGAAAUAUUUUCUUUUUUAGUUUUUCUUAUUUUAAUAUAUUGAUUCUGCGGAUUGUGAGGGAGCAUUUGGGACAAAACGAAGCUUUCGCAUUG
Malania oleifera is the source of this 1369-nucleotide messenger RNA. Its product is annotated as putative cyclin-D6-1. Gene Ontology annotation, biological process: mitotic cell cycle phase transition; regulation of cyclin-dependent protein serine/threonine kinase activity. Gene Ontology annotation, molecular function: cyclin-dependent protein serine/threonine kinase regulator activity. The coding region runs from base 144 to 1025 and encodes 293 amino acids. Gene Ontology annotation, cellular component: cytoplasm; nucleus; cyclin-dependent protein kinase holoenzyme complex. The record is from RefSeq and is a predicted model, not a curated record. NCBI's taxonomy places the organism in Eukaryota, Viridiplantae, Streptophyta, Magnoliopsida, Santalales, Ximeniaceae. The transcript is spliced from 7 exons.